Molecule: messenger RNA, 648 nt
Organism: Hemiscyllium ocellatum (epaulette shark)
Lineage: Eukaryota; Metazoa; Chordata; Chondrichthyes; Orectolobiformes; Hemiscylliidae
Product: calcium-binding protein 7
Exons: 5
Coding region: 1-648 (215 amino acids)
Molecular function (GO): calcium ion binding
Source: RefSeq, a predicted model, not a curated record
AUGCCUAUGCACCCAGUGACUGCGACCUUAAUGUACAGGGGCAUCUAUACCAUCCCUGACAUUCUCAGCAACCAGGACCCCAUAGAUAUCCCUGAGGAUGAACUGGAAGAGAUCCGCGAGGCUUUUAAAGUCUUCGACCGCGAUGGGAAUGGGUUUAUCUCGAAGCAGGAGCUGGGGAUGGCGAUGCGCUCACUGGGCUACAUGCCCAACGAGGUGGAGUUAGAGGUCAUCAUCCAGCGCCUGGAUAUGGACGGUGAUGGACAGGUGGACUUUGAAGAGUUUGUGACGUUGCUAGGACCUAAACUGUCAUCAGCUGCAAUUCCAGAGAAGUUCCAUGGAACCGAAUUUGAUAAUGUUUUUUGGAAGUGCGAUAUGCAAAGAAUGACAGUAGAAGAGUUGAAGAGACUCCUUUAUGAGGCAUUCUGUGAACAUUUGUCAAUGAAGGACAUCGAAAAUAUAAUCAUGACAGAAGAAGCAGGCCAUGUUGUAAACCCAGAAGAAUGUCCUGUUGACAUUGACACAUGUUCAACACAGCAAAUCAAACAGACCUGUGUCAGGAAGAGUCUCAUCUGUGCGUUCGCUAUCGCUUUCAUCAUCAGUGUAAUGCUCAUAGCAGCAAAUCAGGUGCUGAGAAGUGGGAUGAAAUAA